AUGAGACAUUUGAUAACCAGGUACUCGCAAAACCCCAUUGGAUACGCUGACUUCUGGAAAGCGAUUCUGGCAAUACGGAAUCGCCUACUUUUCCAGGAGUCAGAGAGCAUUCGAUCGUACGUGUUCAUGUACAAGAGAAAGAGAGCGCAGUCGGACAUCUCCCAGUACAUUUGUGUACAUUGCAAAAAGGCAAAUAAAUAUGAAGCGAUUUUGGUAAGCGGAGACAUGUUUCUGGAAGAUCCAGUUAUGCUCCGCCAUACAUGUAUACCAGUCGAAAGAACCAAGGAUAAAGCCGACAAGCUUUCCUGCGAGCAAGUGCGCGGGAACCCUGAAGCGACUCUGCAUCCAACAAUAAAUCAUUGGCUUACAAUUUUCGACAAGAUCGAAAUUAUGGCUUGGGGAGGUAAUGCCGAGAAGAGGAAUGCCGUGAUGGCGCAUUAUAUGAAGAAAAUGGUUAUGAAAGCAGACGACACGCUUAUAAUAGCGUGUUGCUUCGCAUUUCUUUUCGCGCUCGUUGGAGAUGGCAUCCACACGAUUAAUCCUCGAAGUCGACGUGGAGCUGCAAUACCGCUGCUUUACGCCGUCACAAAGAACAAGCGCGAAGAAGACUACGUCACCAUCUUUAACAAGUUGAAAGCCGCGAUAGAAGAGGCGAUAGAAGGAUUAAGUCUGGCGCAACCCGGAAGCGCAGUUCAAAGCGAUGAGGAGGCCACCCGUAGAGCGCGAACAUCCUGCGUACGGGCCGUGCAAGAAGUUUCUAACCUACUUGCGGAACACCUGGCUCGACGGGCCAUUCAAGACGAUGUCCAGCGAACAACCAACAUCGCCGAGAACUACCACGGAAGGCUCAGGAAAAUUCUCGGCAAGAAACAUCCACCUCUAGCGCAGCUGGUACUGGCCUUCCGCAGCUUUGCGCAGCUGGUACUGGCCUUCCGCAGUUUUACACUACUGGCAAAGGGAACUUUGGCAAGAAUGUUGAGGAGGAGCGAGCCCAAGAUGCUUAGAGAAAGGGACAGGAUAAGAUGGGAGAAGGUGAAAGGCGCCAUGGCCUCAUUUACGACACUUCGUAGUGAAAAUCUCCUCGAUACCGUCACGGUAGAGGAGUUUCUACGAAGGAUGUCCAAGUAUACAUCGGACAAGGCAAUCUAA
Molecule: messenger RNA, 1149 nt
Organism: Cylicocyclus nassatus
Lineage: Eukaryota; Metazoa; Nematoda; Chromadorea; Rhabditida; Strongylidae
Source: the annotation of a GenBank genome assembly